Dovyalis caffra is the source of this 1071-nucleotide messenger RNA. NCBI's taxonomy places the organism in Eukaryota, Viridiplantae, Streptophyta, Magnoliopsida, Malpighiales, Salicaceae. The record is from the annotation of a GenBank genome assembly.
AUGCUUCUGUAUUUCGUUUUCUCUAUCCUCUUUCUCUACUACAAUACACCAUGCUCCGCCGCUCGACCAACGCCUGCAGUCACCACCACGCUGGCUACAGAAGCUGCAACGGCCAAAGAUUCUAACCAUGCGUGGCAAAGCUUUGCGAGCUUCCUCGAUGCAAGGAAAGGCAGCCAUGUCAAGGGAAUAUCGGAGCUCAAAAGAUACUUCCAUCAUUUUGGCUAUCUCCCAUCACAAGAUUUCAAUAACAUAACAGAUAUAUUUGAUGCCCGGUUCGAAACAGCGAUUGUUCGAUAUCAAGCUAAACUCGGUCUUCAAAUUACUGGUAAGCUUGAUUUUGAUACUCUAAAUCAAAUCACGGCACCAAGGUGUGGCGUGCCUGAUGAUGCAAUGUUUCAUAAAUUGCACGCAUCUAGACAUUACAUGUAUUUUCCUGGAAAACCUCGGUGGACACGUAGCAUACCAAUGACUUUGACGUACUCAUUUUCUCAAGAGAAUUUGAUCAAGUCAUUGCGUCUGUCAGAUAUUAAAGAAGUGUUUAAACGCGCUUUUGCAAAAUGGGGAUCAGUAACACCAUUGAGUUUUGUGGAGACAGAAGAUUAUGUUUUUGCCGAUAUUAAAAUAGGGUUUUACAGUGGAGAUCAUGGCGAUGGAGAACCGUUUGAUGGGGUUUUAGGAGUUUUGGCUCAUUCAUUCUCACCUGAAAGCGGGAAAUUUCAUCUUGAUGCAGAAGAAACAUGGGCCAUUGAUUUUGGUUUGGAGAAGUCAAAGGUUGCUGUUGAUUUGGAAUCAGUGGCUGUCCAUGAGAUUGGCCAUUUGUUAGGAUUGGCCCACUCUUCUGCUGAAGAGGCUGUCAUGUACCCUAGUUUGAAACCUAGAAAAAAGAAGCUGGAUUUGAGCGUUGAUGAUAUACAAGGAGUGCAAGCUCUGUAUGGAUCAAACCCUAAUUUCACACUUGGGUCUUUGUUAGAGUCUGAUAUUUCUACAAGUCAGGCUGUUGAUUUAAUUAGAAUCAGAUUAUCUCAGUGGUGGAUAACAUUGGUUGUGGCAUUGAUGCUAGGUUUUACAUGA